UAAUUUUCAGCGAAAUGUCGAGUCCUUUGAGAGGUACCGUAAUUUGAAAAAGGACCUCCUAGCGACAUCAGUCGAAUUAUGGUUAUUUGUGACCCUUGAGCUCAUUUUAGUGUUUAAAUUGACUUAUAAGCCAGUGAAAACUAGACCUCCUAUUCCUCUUCUUCGCUUGUCUCCGACAAUUGAUCGCUUAGUCUCGUUUGAUAUUUAAUCAUCUGCGAUUACGUAUUCUCGGAACUACAUGAGAAAGUUGAUGCUCAGUGAAAAAAAUUAAUAAACCAACAAAUUUGAGAAAAUUCGUUGCUAUCGAUCGUAAGUUCAAAGGUCACAAAAUUAAAAUCCGUUUCCAACGGUUUUCUUGCGUUUGUUUUGAUUUCGUGGGUUGAUCGACGUCUGGAAGUUUUUCAUAUUCAACUUUGUGUUUAGCUGUCAGGCGUCGAGCCAGAUUGAAUAUUGGUAAAGAAACAAAAUGGCAAGCAGUUACAAAAAGAACAUUGGUGGACAGAAGCGUAAAGGUGGUGCAAGAGCUGAACUCACAGAAGAACAAAAACAAGAAAUAAGAGAAGCAUUUGAUCUUUUUGAUGCUGAUGGUUCAGGAAAUAUCGAUGUCAAAGAAUUAAAAGUAGCAAUGAGAGCUCUUGGGUUCGAACCAAAGAAAGAAGAAAUUAAAAAGAUGAUUUCAGAGGUAGACAAAGAUGGUACAGGAAUGAUUGAUUUCAAUGAGUUUUUGCAAAUGAUGACACAGAAAAUGAGUGAAAAAGAUUCGAAAGAGGAAAUUUUAAAGGCUUUCCGUUUGUUUGAUGAUGAUGAAACUGGUAAAAUUUCAUUUAAAAACUUGAAACGGGUUGCAAAGGAACUUGGUGAAAAUUUGACCGACGAGGAAUUACAGGAAAUGAUUGAUGAGGCAGACAGAGAUGGUGAUGGUGAAAUAAAUGAAGCAGAAUUUCUUCGAAUAAUGAAGAAGACAAGUUUAUAUUGAUGUAAUAUAAUUUUUAACUUCUCAAUAUCCAUAAAAUCUGCUGCCUAUCAUUACAGGUCGAUUGUAGAUGAUAGGCCAGUGACACGGUCUUGUUCAUUUUCAUCAUUACCUGUACCUGUGAAAUUCAAGACAUCAUUUUUUGUUGAAUAGUUCCAUAAAUUAGUUAAAUACUAUGGCAUAUCAGUAAGGUGCUAUAUUUAGGUUCCAAAUUUCAUUCCUAUUACCUCUGAAUAUUGUAUUCUCGAAAUUAUCACAACUGAAGAGUCCCUAUUAAAGUAUGAUAAAUGGCCUAUCUGAUUUUCUGGAAUAAAUUUGUUUAAAUACCCUAAAUUUUAAGACCAUAUUUAACUGCAACAAAAUGCCCUAUCACAAAAUGGCUGCUUUAUUAAUCUCUUUUUUAGUGAAGUUGUGGGUGGUUUACAUUAGUUUCACCAUGCUGUUUGUCAUUUCUUCCUCUGGAAGAGACUUCACUCCUGUAAUAUUUUUGUUUGUGGACCAAUUGUUAUUUUUUUACUUUGCAUCAUUCUUCUUCCUGUUUGUGAUUUUAUGAGUGUGUUUGAUACAACAUAUAUUGUUUGUAAAAAUGGUUUUGUUAGAAUAUUUCGCACAUCUGCUGUUUUCUUUAUUGGGUGACUGUCAGCUCAAGCAUGUAUUUAAAGUUGAAGCAAGGA
This is a messenger RNA of Styela clava, 1647 nucleotides long. RefSeq lists its product as uncharacterized. The record is from RefSeq and is a predicted model, not a curated record. Lineage: Eukaryota; Metazoa; Chordata; Ascidiacea; Stolidobranchia; Styelidae. Gene Ontology annotation, molecular function: calcium ion binding. Gene Ontology annotation, cellular component: myosin II complex.